CUCCAGUAUUGCAGGGACCAACAAGUUGCAUUCAGUGAAAUAUGAAUACCUUCGCGUCUGCUGGGCGUAGCAGCCCUAACUCGUCACUCCCCCUAUAUAAGCUUAGCAUUGAGCUUGUCUCCAUGAUUCUUACCUCCUGCUGUGACACCGGUAUCCCACUCACGCUGUACAAUUGGAAGAGGCUGCUGAGGUCGCUCUUGGCUAUCACAUCGGUAUCCAUUGGGCUCCGCAAUGCGGCAAUUGAAACUCCUGCGUUAUGGCUUCAGGUCUUCAUCAUGCCAGGCCGCAUUGAUAAAGCGAGUUGCCUCAAUUCGCUCAAUAUCGCCAAGCUGUUUUUUCAGCGUGCAAAGAAGAGGAAGACGACCAUUUUUAUUUGCUUCCCACCCCCCUUCCCGAUGGACCAGAUCCCUGUGUCCACAUUCCAGGAAGUUAUUGGUCUUGCGUUAGAGACAUGCGAGGAUUUCACUCUACUCAUCUCACGACAAGAAUGCAUGAACGUUAUUUUCCCUCUUCCGGGAAAGCUUCGGAAUUUGAAGAAGCUGAAGGUGUUUGGUGUUGACUACUGCUGGGACGGUCAUCUCUUUAAAGAGGAUGAUCCUGAGGUUCGGCUUGACACAUUGGAAAUCCAAACACCAAUCAGUCGACUGAGCGCUCUUUCAGAGUUCAACAAGUCUAUGGCAUCUUCGAUCCGCACUUGCACGCUGGAUGGCAUGGUAGACUCCUUGGAUGAGUGUACCGAAUUCUUCAAUAACGCCGUCAAUAUUAAACACUUGGAAUUAGGGUAUGGAUUUUUGGUCACAUCCCAUCGCCUAUCCGUCGCCCUCGCAGCCAGUUCCCCUGUGACACUACCAGCACUCACCAGCGUCAAACUUGGCUCCUCUUCCCACAAGUAUUUCUUUGAACGUUUAUCUUUCCCUUCGCUUCGCCACCUCUCUCUUCGAGCAGAUUGCCACCUUUCUCUCGACCAGAUAUCGCACCCACCGCAAUGGUCACCAAAUGGAGAUGAACCACCUCUCUGCACACUCUCCGUAUCAGCCAGUACAUUGCUGAGCGCCAUCCCUGCCAUCGCAAUGCUCAUCGUAUGCAUGGAUGUUGUCAUGUUAGAGUGCCAGACAACCCACGAGACGCUCAACAAAUUACUUGAUUUUAUUGGAAGCUUCUCCGUUCCACGUGACAGCGAAGGGGGGUGGGGAGCUUUCGAACGACUGUCGUACUUCCGUAUCAAUUAUGAUGGCCCGCCGCUUAGCGACGCUCAGACAGUGGUGGCAGCGAACUGGAUCGAACACAUCUUGACUCACAAGCCCAACUUACGUGUAGAUUAUUAUGACACAAGCACCGAUGAGCCUUUUAGUGAGAUGCCAUUUGCGGGACUCGAGACUUCCUUCCCCAGCCGUUUCAGGCCUGACUACGCAAUGGGAGGCUUUGGCGUAGACAGUCUGGAGAAAUUAUACGAGGGGUCAUUAACGGCGGAAAAAGCAGGGGUCGGGGAGCAGCGUUAGGACACAGGGUCCCAAUGAGCGAUAUUUCUAUUUCUAUUUCCCAUCGCGGACGGCUGUGACCCUAACUCGCGAUUUUCCUUUCAAAGUUGUUAUGGCUGCUGACCACCGAUGCACUCUCUGAUCACAAGAUUCCACGUCGUAUAAUUCGUCCGCUUCAAGAUAUUUGAUGUAAUUUUACAAGACGAGUUGUUGACUGCGUUGUCGUCGCAGAAGCUGGCUGUCAUCACGAUGACUUUGGCGCAAGUGCGGGUCUUAUUUUUCCCACGCAAUACAUGUCUGGCAGUGCCUGUUGCUGUUGGGAGUUGAUUUCCAAUGCCAUCUUGGGUCGGGGGCAAGGU
Cantharellus anzutake is the source of this 1837-nucleotide messenger RNA. RefSeq lists its product as uncharacterized. The record is from RefSeq and is a predicted model, not a curated record. NCBI's taxonomy places the organism in Eukaryota, Fungi, Basidiomycota, Agaricomycetes, Cantharellales, Hydnaceae. Bases 42 to 1499 code for a protein of 485 amino acids. The transcript has 2 exons.